AUGAGUGCCAUUUUUUAUACGUUUCUCCUGGUUCUUCAGAUAGCAAUUAUUCAGAGUACAAACCCCAGAGAGUACGGGAAAUGCGAUGUCCGGGACUCAGACUGCCUUACCAAACAGGUCCAACUCCGGGUACCAGAAAUAACCUCGGACCUAAUAGCGGAGAUCGCGGCGAGACAUCUUGACCCACUGAUCAUAGACGUUGCUGAGAUUGACAUCGCUGGUGUAAAAAUUAAUUUCUACAAGGCUGUGCUACGUGGAAUCAAGAACGUCGUGAUUGAAAACGUGGAAUUGGACUCUUCGAGAAGACAAAUGCGAGUGGUAGCUCACACCGACGCCAUUGUUAAAGGACGUUACAGUGUCGAUGGAAACGUCCUCGGUUUUGUUAUUAAUGAAGAUGGUGAUGCCGAGAUUAACUCCAAAAACUUCCAAAUUGGUUACGUGAUGCCGUACGAAAUCGUCAAUGACUCCAACGGCAAGGCUGUCUUCGACCUUAAGAGUUACUCCUUCUCUUACGAUAUUAAAGACAGCGUGCAGUACAAUUUCACCAACUUGUUUAAGGGAAACAAGGGAUUAAGUGACUCUAUGCAUCACUUCCUUAACAGGAACACUGGAUGGUCCAAGGUCCUAAUCACAACAUACGGAAAGCCUCUUCUAGACAUGAUUGCUGGAAAGAUGUUCAACGCUUUUAGGUCAUACCUUUUAGUGCAUCCCAUCGAUGAGAUGGUCUAUUAG
Molecule: messenger RNA, 732 nt
Organism: Pieris macdunnoughi
Lineage: Eukaryota; Metazoa; Arthropoda; Insecta; Lepidoptera; Pieridae
Source: the annotation of a GenBank genome assembly